Xenopus laevis (African clawed frog) is the source of this 766-nucleotide messenger RNA. RefSeq names its product transmembrane protein 50A S homeolog (gene tmem50a.S). The record is from RefSeq and is marked provisional. Lineage: Eukaryota; Metazoa; Chordata; Amphibia; Anura; Pipidae. Gene Ontology annotation, cellular component: cytosol; cytoplasm; membrane.
AAGACAUUGUCGGCUAUCCGGGACUGUGGGCUGUGUGACAUUAACGGGACUGUGGGGUGUUCUUUCCAAAAUGUCUGGGUUUUUUGACAACUUGAGAUGCUCAGAAUGCAUUGAUUGGGGCGAGAAGAGAAACACAGUGGCCUCUGUUGCAGCUGGUGUUCUGUUCUUUACAGGUUGGUGGAUCAUCAUUGAUGCUGCCGUCAUUUAUCCAGAUACAGAAAGGCUGAAUCAUGCAUACCAUGCAUGUGGUGUUAUAGCCACUGUUGCAUUUUUAAUGAUAAAUGCAGUGUCCAAUGGCCAGGUUCGUGGAGAAAGCUACAGUGAGGGAUGUUUGGGGCAAACUGGUGCCCGUAUUUGGCUUUUUAUUGGCUUCAUGUUGUCCUUUGGUUCUCUGAUUGCAUCCAUGUGGAUUUUGUUUGGCGGUUAUGUAGCAAACGGUAACCCAGUGGUAUAUCCUGGAAUUGCCAUAUUUUUUCAGAAUGCUUUCAUUUUCUUUGGGGGAUUGGUUUUCAAAUUUGGCCGGACUGAAGAUUUAUGGCAGUAAAAUGACUUGAAAGACAACACUUCCCCCCCCCCCCUUUCUUAACACAUUCCUAAUUAUAAUCCAUUUAUUUGAAACACACCUUUAUUUUUCAAGAGUACUGGAAAUAUGUACCACUGAAUACUUUAUUAUAAGCUUUUGCACUUUUUAUUUGUUUUGACUUAACAGCUGUUUUUAUGUUUUGUAAAUGUAAAUUUGUCCUUGAAGUAAAACUGUUCAACAAAA